This is a messenger RNA of Acomys russatus (golden spiny mouse), 2348 nucleotides long. RefSeq names its product myotubularin related protein 11 (gene Mtmr11). The coding region runs from base 250 to 2343 and encodes 697 amino acids. Lineage: Eukaryota; Metazoa; Chordata; Mammalia; Rodentia; Muridae. The record is from RefSeq and is a predicted model, not a curated record. The transcript is spliced from 17 exons.
UUUAAGGGGCCGGGCAUCUUGCCUGCCCUCUUUAGAGUCACCGAAGUUUCCAAAGAGCCUCCCCUGUCUGGGCUGGACACACCUUUCAAAUAAGACCCCCGGAAUUGAGCUCCUGGGUAUAUCCCAAACCCCUGCGUCCUCCCUAGCCUCUUCCUCCCCACCUCCAGGAUUUAACCUCUCCCCAAAGAGAGUGAGCAUCUUUGAGGACUCCCACCUUCAGCUGCUCCACUCCCGGAUGGAGCCAGGGAAAUGUGGUGGGGGGGCCGGGGCCAGAGCUUCAACAUUGCCCCCCAGAAGGAGAUGGGGCUCUCGGGACCCAAGUCUGACCCAGGGAACAGGAUGCCGGAGCCCGGCAGUCCUCAGCUUGGCAGCUGCCUGGCCUCUGGUUGCCUUCCAGGGGAGCAGAUCCUAGCAUGGGCGCCAGGGCAGAGGAAAGGGCAGGGCUUGGAGCUGCCCGGAACUCUGAUCUGCACUAACUUUAGGGUCACCUUCCAGCCCUGUGGAUGGCAGCGGGAUCAGGACACACCCUUGAGCACUGAGUAUGAUUUUGCCCUGAUCAACAUUGGCCGAUUAGAGGCUGUUAGUGGUGUGUCGAAAGUGCAGCUCCUCCGUCCAGGGUCUCAGCUAAAGUUCAUCCCAGAGGAGAUUCUGAUUCAUGGCCGAGACUUCCGGCUGCUUAGAGUUGGUUUUGAGGCUGGAGGGCUGGCACCUCAGGCCUUCCAGGUAGCCAUGGCCAUUGUUCAAGCCAGGGCUCGGGGUGGCGAAGUCCAGCAGCACAGAGGAGUAACCCUGAGCCGAGCUGGUCAGGUUUCUGGCUCCAGAAAGCCACCUGUUCCUCUCUUGGAGACUUUAGAGGACUGGGAAACUGAGCUGAAGAGGCAGGGGGCCAAAGGCUGGAGGGUUAGCACGGUCAAUGAGAGGUUCGACUUAGCUACCAGCCUCUCAGGUUACUUCUGGGUCCCUAACCGGAUUCUGGACAGUGAGGUCAGAAGAGCAUUUGCCCACUUCCAUCAGGGCCGUGGACCGCGCCUGUCCUGGCACCACCCUGGAGGCAGUGACCUUCUCCGAUGUGGAGGCUUCUACAUAGCCAGUGACCCUGACAGAGAAGAUGUCAGCGCCGUGGAGUCGAUGCUGCAGGCUGGGCACGCCGACGUUGUCUUGGUAGACACCACGGAUGACAUGCCUGGUCUUGCCGACAUCCAGCUUGCCCACCUGAAGCUGAGGGCCCUUUGCCUGCCUGACUCAUCCGUAGCUGAAGAUAAGUGGCUCUCAGCCUUGGAGGGGACACGAUGGUUGGACUACGUCAGGUCUUGUCUUCGGAAGGCCAGCGACGUCUCCGUAUUAGUGACGUCCCGCGUCCGUUCUGUCGUACUUCAAGAGCGAGGGGACCGUGAUCUCAACAGCCUCCUCUCUUCACUCGUCCAGCUGCUUUCGGCCCCCGAAGCCCGGACAUUGUUUGGUUUCCAAUCACUAGUGCAACGAGAGUGGGUGGCAGCUGGACACCCCUUCCCGACGAGGCUUGGGGAAACUGGGGCCAGCGAGGAGGCCCCAGUGUUUCCUCUCUUCCUCGACUGUGCCUGGCAGCUCCUCCAGCAGUUUCCAGCUGAAUUUGAAUUCUCCGAGUUUUUCCUUCUUGCUCUGCACGACAGCGUCAGGGUUCCCGACACCCUGACCUUUCUGAAGAAUACUCCCUGGGAGCGAGGGAAGAAGAGUGGACAGUUCAACUCCUACACUCGAGUUUACACGCCCGAGUACUCACAGCCGCCAGUGGGGAGCUCUGAUCAGCUACACCUGUCUGUCUGGGACUGGGAUUUACGCUACAGCAAGGCACAGAUAUCACAGUUCCUUAACCCUGGCUACCAUGCAGAGCAUGGGCCGGGCGCCUGGCUCCCCAGGCAGCAGCCAAGCUUCAUGGCUCCUGGACCCCCCAGUUCUGUGUGGCUGUUUUCUAGAGGGGCCCUGACCCCCAUGAACCAGCUCUGUCCUUGGCAGGACAGCCCCUCCUUGCUGGCAGUCUCUUCUCAUUGGCUCCCUCGGCCUGCUAGGUCCUCGGAAAGCCUAGCUGACCAGGAAUGGGGGCUCCCCUCACAUUGGGGAGCUUGCCCUUUACCUCCCGGGCUGCUGCUGCCUGGCUACCUGGGACCUCAGGUCAGGUUCUGGAGACGCUGUUAUCUGAGGGGAAGGCCUGAGGCCCAGACGGACUCCUCAGCUCUUACAAUCUCUGGCCUUCAGGAUGAGCUGUCUCGUCUUCAGGAACUGUUAAGAAAGUGGACACCAAGAAUAUCUCCUGGGGACCACUUCAGGGAAAGAGACCCAGAUACCAUCCUCUCUCAGACCCGUUGAAGCCG